AUGGCAAAAUGUAUAUGCCGGAGUUAUCAAGGGUCUUUAGCCCAGAUGGUCAAUCCAUCGUUGUAUAAACAUAUGGGCAGCGCAUCCCCAUAUCAGAUAUUGCCUAUUGUAAGUUUGCGUUCUUUAUCUACGAAAGGUUUUCUUUUGGAAAGCGAAAAGAACUGUUUGAAGGCUACGCAAAUUCGUGAUUUUGAACGAUUGAUGCCAUAUUCCAGCAAACACGAAUCUUCGAAAAACGUUCAAAAGCGUUUAUACGAGCUCCGACAAUUGAAGACUGUAUUAUGUGAGACGUUUGGAGUAACAGAGUAUGCUUCUUUUUUUGAAUCUUUACGACAUGCCUUGCGUUCCAAAGAUCUUUCAAACCCUGAAAAGAGGAAACUGCUAUAUGAUGUAAUUUUGAAUCAACAUGAGUUGUAUCCCAAAGUCGCAAGAAAUAAUGGUUUCUAUAUACCAGAAGACGUGCACAAAUGGUUCUGGUAUAACAUUCCGAAAUCGGAAUCCUUUAAUCACUAUUUUUUCCUCUUGAAAAAUGAUGUCCUUCUUUCCUCUUCCAGGUAUUGUACGAAUUUUACCAAUAGACUAAUGAAGGGUUCAGAAAUGGAAAGGCAAUUGGCCACAUUUCAGGUUUUUUUGCAUGAUGAGAAUAACAUAAUGCCAAUAAUGGAAAAGGUGGUGAAGCUGCAUACGUUUGAUAGCUUGAUUGUUUUAGUGAAUGGGCUUACUAAGGGAAAAGACUUUAAGUUUAUUAAGUCGUAUAUUCAGGCCCUACUUCAAAAGUUGGAACAAGACAGUUAUUCUGAUAAAGGAGGAACUAAAAAGAAAAGCUUACGCUACGUUAGGUUCAAUAAUGCUUUACUUUAUUACCUUUUAAAAAGUGGGAACGUUGAAUUGUUCAUUAAAACUUUUCAAGAUGAAUUGAAAUUUAUUACGGAUUCAGGAUUACUUAAUCACAUUGACGGAAAUGAGCACAUACUGAAUUUUCCUAUACACCAUUAUUUGAACUUGUUACGAAUCUCCAAGAGACAGGAAGAACUCUUCAAUGUGAUUUCCUGUCUACAGAGCAGUUCAUUGAUGAAGUAUAAAUUGUUCAAGAAAUUUUUAAUGGGCGAAUUAAUUGCAUCAUUCCAAGCCUUUCGCGAUCCUAAGUUAGUUUGUAAAUAUCUUCUCUCAUCUUACAGCUCAAAGCCCUCCGCUGAAAUUUUGAAUGAACUUGGUGUUUGGGGAUGGGUUUACCAUUCAAAAUCAACGACUCUAACUACGUCUGAACUCACCAAAGAGUUACAGCACAAUAGCAACCUUUUGCCAAAAACAAUGAGAAUAGGGUCUCCGGUAUCUAUUCCAGUUUUAACAGAACUAUAUAUAAGUUUGUUAUCAUUUAAUUCUGUUUCACUGGAAAGGGAUCAAUUCAAGGACUGCCUUCUUGAUUUAUAUUACAAGUACAAAUCCUUUCUUUCGAAAGAAGCUGGCAAGUACAGAUAUUGGAGAAAUGAUACCGGCAUUUUAAAUGUAUUUUUGAACUACAUUAGAUUUCACGCGCGAGAACCAAGACUGGCUUAUGAUGUUCUUCUAGACUUUUACUCAGAGCCCUUCGCAAAAAAAGUCAGUCUAACGACGAAGAUAUGUCCCUUUUCGAUAGUGGCAUACAAAAAUCAUGAUAUAGCACAAGCUGAAUUAUCAGAACUAUUACGAGUGAUGCACAAAAACCGAGUACCUUUAACAUUCAAGUUUUGUUCUGCGAUGGUCAUGCAUUACACAAAAUUGAGGGACGAAAAGGGAGCACGCUCUUGGUACAAUAAAAUACUCUAUGGAGGCUUUGAAAUAAAACAUAUGGCUUUGGUUCGGAUAAUUAAGGACCAAGGCUGGCCGUUUCCGAAAAAUUUCGACGAAACCUUAUUGGCGCAGUUGAUUGACAAUAGCAGUAUUGGAGAACCUGCGGAUAAUGACCUGUUUACCGAGGAAGAAAUGUUUGAAGAAAGUAGCGAACAUGAUUUUAAUGAUGAAGAUGUUGAUAAAUGUACUAAUACUAUAAAAGAAACACUAAAGUGCCUUAAUUGA
Saccharomyces eubayanus is the source of this 2055-nucleotide messenger RNA. RefSeq names its product Atp22p (gene ATP22). The coding region runs from base 1 to 2055 and encodes 684 amino acids. Gene Ontology annotation, biological process: regulation of translation. The transcript has a single exon. NCBI's taxonomy places the organism in Eukaryota, Fungi, Ascomycota, Saccharomycetes, Saccharomycetales, Saccharomycetaceae. Gene Ontology annotation, cellular component: mitochondrial inner membrane. The record is from RefSeq and is a predicted model, not a curated record. Gene Ontology annotation, molecular function: translation regulator activity.